Molecule: messenger RNA, 598 nt
Organism: Rotaria sp. Silwood1
Lineage: Eukaryota; Metazoa; Rotifera; Eurotatoria; Philodinida; Philodinidae
Source: the annotation of a GenBank genome assembly
AUGUCGACAGAAUUAAAUAAUUUACCUGAUGAAAUUCUUAUGAUUAUUUUGAAAAAAUUAUUCAAUACCGAAGUACUCUAUUCAUUAAUAGAUGUUAAUAAACGACUCAAUACAAUUGUACGUGAUCCAAUUUUUACAAGUCACUUAACAUUGAUGAGACGUUUCUCGGAUAAUUCCAACUAUCCAUUACCUGAUCUAAUACUUAAUCGAUUUUGUUCACAAAUCUUACCCUUAAUUUGUCAUAAAAUCAAAUCGCUCAAUGUUGAAUCCUCAUCUAUGAAACGUAUUCUUCAUGCUGCAAAUUAUUCGAAUUUAUAUGAACUUGGUUUAUAUAAUAUUGAGAUAGAAACAGCUCUAUCUCUCUUUAUUGGUAAGAUAUUUUUUUCAAUUCUUUUAAUAAUUAACUAUUGAAAAAUACAUACAAAAAUCAAAAUGAGUUUGAAUAUAUAAUUUAUACAAAUAGAGUUAGAUUACUAUGCGUCUUUUUUCUUAUAAAAUAUUUCUGUACUUUACUGAUACAAACUGGCAAACAUAAACUUAAGAAAAAUUAGUAGUAGAAAAAUGAUACAAGGAAUUAUUUAUAAUUAAAGCAAUAUUU